Bombina bombina (fire-bellied toad) is the source of this 1689-nucleotide messenger RNA. RefSeq names its product zinc finger protein OZF-like. The record is from RefSeq and is a predicted model, not a curated record. Bases 27 to 1463 code for a protein of 478 amino acids. Gene Ontology annotation, molecular function: RNA polymerase II cis-regulatory region sequence-specific DNA binding; DNA-binding transcription factor activity, RNA polymerase II-specific. Lineage: Eukaryota; Metazoa; Chordata; Amphibia; Anura; Bombinatoridae. The transcript is spliced from 5 exons. Gene Ontology annotation, biological process: regulation of transcription by RNA polymerase II.
UGACUAACUCACUGACAGCGAGUGACAUGACCGGGGACAAGAUGACAACAGAGAGGAUACUGACCCACACCCUGCAGAUCAUGUACCUGCUGACAGGGGAGGUGCCUAUAAAGUGUGAGGAUGUUGCUGUGUAUUUCUCUAUGGAGGAGUGGGAGUAUAUAGAGGGACACAAGGAGCUUUACAAGGACGUCAUGAUGGAGACUCACCAAGCACUAAGGACUAUGGAGAUCCCAGGAAAUGAGAGCUCAGAACUAACAGGUCACAGAGAUGAAAAUCUAGACACAGGAGCACAAGGAGAACUUGUACAGAAUAUUCAGCCAUCAGAUGUCUCUGCAAGUGAAAAGUAUGCUAAAAUUUCAUGUAACAUGGAACAAACAGAAGAUCAGUGGCAAAGAAAUAUGGCAGAAGCUGCAGAGCAGGAAAUAUGUGACAAUAUAAGUACAGAGGAAUUCACGAACUGCAAUAAUCAUGAUCAGACUGCAGAUGCUUCUUUACAUCUUCUUCAAAAUCAAAGAAGCCACGUGGGAAAUUUAUGUUCUGAAUGUGGGAAAUGUUUUCUUAAGAAAUCACAUCUUCUUAAACAUCUAAAAAUUCAUACAGGAAAAACAUUUUCCUGUCCUAUAUGUGGGAAAUGUUUUAACUGUAAAAAGAGUAUUGUUGCUCAUCAGAAAAUUCAUACAGGAGAAAAAGAAUUUUCAUGUUCUGAUUGUGGGAAAUGCUUUACUCAGAAAUCAAAUCUUAUUCGUCAUCAGAAAAUUCAUAUAGGGAAGAAAGGAUUUUCAUGUUCUGACUGUGAAAAAUGUUUUACUCUGAAACUAACUCUUAUUAGGCAUCAGAAAAUUCAUAAAGGGGAGAACAGAUUUUCAUGUUCUGACUGUGAGAAAUGUUUUACUCAGAAAUCAAAUCUUAUUACACAUCAGAAAAUUCAUACAGGGGAGAAAGGAUUUUCAUGUUCUGACUGUGGGAAAUGUUUUACUCUUAAAUCAAAUCUCAUUAUGCAUCAGAAAAUUCAUACAGGGGAGAAAGGAUUUUCAUGUUCUGACUGUGGGAAAUGUUUUAAUCAGAAAUCAAAUCUUAUUAUGCAUCAGAAAAUUCAUACAGGGGAGAAAGCAUUUUCAUGUUCUGACUGUGGGAAAUGUUUUACUCUGAAAUCAAAUCUUAUUAUGCAUCAGAAAAGUCAUACAGGAGAAAAAGCAUUUUCAUGUUCUGACUGUGGAAAAUGUUUUACUCGGAAAUCAAAUCUAAUUAUGCAUCAGAAAAUUCAUUCAGGAGAAAGGGCAUUUUCAUGUUCUGACUGUGGAAAAUGUUUUACUCGGAAAUCAACUCUUCUUAUGCAUCAGAAAAUUCAUACAGGAGAAAAAUCAUUUUCAUGUUCUGACUGUGGAAAAUGUUUUACUCGGAAAUCAAAUCUUAUUAUGCAUCAGAAAAUUCAUACAGCAGAAAAAGGCAAUUUCAUGUUCUGACUGUGGAAAAUGUUUUAGCCUGAAAACAAAUCUUUAUUACAUAUCAAAAAAUUCAUACAAAACAUUACAGCAAUGAAUAAACAGCAUCUUGCUAUAUAAUUAAAAACUAAUAUAUAUUUCAUUAUGAAUAACCUUUGGAUUAUAAUGUAUAUUGAAUAGCAACUAUCUUUAGAUGGAUUUUUCCUCCAGAAAGCAUUUAAAAAAAUAAAUCCUAUUUAAAUUUUUA